Molecule: messenger RNA, 2279 nt
Organism: Moneuplotes crassus
Lineage: Eukaryota; Ciliophora; Spirotrichea; Euplotida; Euplotidae
Source: the annotation of a GenBank genome assembly
AUGGAGGAUAGAACAGAAGAUUAUUAUAACAUUCAGAACAACUCAAGCUAUAUAGCGACUGAGAAAGCGAGCUAUACACCUCAUAUUGACACAGACUCGAUGGAGAACUUAUCAAACCACAAAAGUUCUUCAUCCCUUGAAGUCGGAAAUGAAGCAGAUCUGACUUCAAUUCCAAUGGAUAACCUUCAUGAAGAGAUCAAGGAAAGCAUUUCCCAGAUUAAGAUGAAGUAUCAGAAAUCUAAAUAAUUAUGGUGAUGCAAAAGGAUCUAAGAGAGUCAAAAGCCAUAAUUUUAUCCCUGAAUUAGGAGAUGAGCAAGCCUAUAACACUAAUUUGUUGAAGGAUAAUCCUCCUAUUGAUGCGAAACUUGUGAAACAAUACCAUUCUAAUCACUUGGGGCUGGUUAAAUCUUUCAAAAAUGAAUGUGCAAGUCCUGAAGUUAAUAUUCCUCCUUCUUCUAAGAAUGCCCAUCACAGGGUAAACUCAAGAACCAGAAAUUUUUGUGUUCAGAACCAAUCUAAGACAGAAAAUGAAUUGAUCAAGGUGGAGAACUUGCAGUGGGUUUCUGAUCCAAAGAACAAUACAAAUGAUUUCCAGAACUAUCUGACUGAAUAUAAGGAUGCCCAGACUUUUUCAAGUGGAAUCUCAAGUCCGCAUAUUCGAAGCCCUUCCUUAUUAGAGACUUUGGAUAUGGCUCCGGGAAAUCACAGUAGGAAGGACUCCAAAAAUAUAAACGAUUCAGGUCUAAUGAAUAGGAUCCUGAACAAUCAGGAGAACUCUCAUCAGAUAUUUAAGAGCUGGAAGCAACAGAACCAGUCGCUUGGAAGUAAGACGAAUGGAGACUUGACAAUGUCUCCUGCAGAUAUGAACAAGUUGUUCAAUGCAAUGCAGCUAAAUUCUUUUGACAAGAAGAUUGUGUUCCAACAAGAAAGCUCGAAUAGUAAUGAGCCUUCCUCAUCAGAGCCUCCUAGGGUGCUCCUAACAAGUUCAAAAGAGAGUUCACCUAGGAAUAUGAAGAUGAGGAUCCUUCAGAAUACUGAAGCUAAUUUAGAAAAGAUCUUGCAUAAUUUACAGAGUAGUUUGGUUAAAGAACAGAUAGUAAAUAUGAGAAAGACUCUGAGCUCAGUGCACAGCACGAAACUUAUGAGCAUUAAGUCAGAAUAUGAAGUUCUCAAGCUGCAGCUGGAUAACAGCUUGUUCAAUGCUUUGAGAGACCUUAAUUCAGUUGCUCAAACUAAGGAUUUGAAGCUUCAUGAAAUCUUGAUUGAUUACAAUAACAUGCUACAUGCCUCUGAAUCUGUUAUUAAAGGAAUUCAGGAAGCUAACAAAAAGAACGAGAUUGAUAAGAAAUAUGAUGAUAUUAUGAAAGUAGCGGAGAAGAUCAUCCUCAAGCACCAACUUCUGUUGCAAAAUACAGACGAGGCUCUUUCUAAUAUGAAGAUACUUGAGCUGCCUGAUAUUAAGAUCGGUCAACGCCUCACUUUUGUGCAGAAAAUGGAUGACAGCCAGAGUAAUAUUGAGAAUGAUUCUUCAGCUGAAAUCAAGCAUGAAGAUGCUCAAGAUACAACUAACGAAUAUAAUGAUAGCGACGAUACCAUCAGAGAACAAGAUUAUACGAACUCCAACGACGAUACUAUGACUCUAAAGGCAGAAAGUAGCAACAGAAUUUCCGGUUCUUUCAUAAUCCCUGAGCUUCCAAAGCACAAGACUGGCAUGAGCUCAGAUCUCCGUAAGAGCGUGCCAUUCUCCCAAAAUCAGACUCCAAACACCAUGCAGAACCUAAAAUACCGUCCUUUAACAAGCCAUAAUUCUAAGAAAAACAUUUCCGUGCCUCGGCAGCUCAAUGAAGAAGUUGUGGAGAACAAGGACGUCUUCUGCAGCCAAGACAUCAGUCAGGAGAAUUAUAUGUAUGAGAACUUGGUCCAUAAUCUACAAAAUAAGUUCAUGGUCUGAAAGAAACAAAUCGAAGAGAGAUGUCUCCCCUUGUUGGAGGGUUAUAAGCCACCCAUGCAGAAGUCACAGUCCCAAUAUAUUAGGUAUGAUGAAAACCAGAAUCCGAAACAGUUGAGAAGUUAUGGACAGAGUUAUAAAACAAUGCUUAUCAACAAUGUAUCUGGAAUGGUUCAAGAGGGAUCAGCGCAGCACUACCAACCUCAGAUCGAUAAAAGGAUUCUAACAAAGGCUGAGAAGAACUUCGAAAAGAGAAGCCGCUCUAUUAACAAAGGCAAUAAAGCCCGAAAGAAAAAGUAUCUAAGGUAAAAAGUGGAAUAUUCAACUCUAA